AUGGCCGACUUUCUUAGGGAUAAGAAGAUGCAGGUGGGCAAUAUCACCCUAUCAGACAAUGCUGCAUAUCCGGUGCAAGACUUUCACUUACGAUGAAUCAGGUCGUUGCCUUCUCUUCCGCCGCGGUGGCUCUCUACGGAUACGAUCAGGGCAAGGCAUCUUCGAAGUCCGAUACGUAUCUCUUCUCAACCAGCUAACAUGGUCCCCAGGAAUGAUGUCACUGAUCAACACUAAUUACAACUACCUGUCAAAGAUGGGCAUCUCCUCCGAAGACCCUCAAGUCGGAGUCAUCGUCGCAGUCUAUUACCUCGGCUGUUCCGUCGGAGCGGUUAUUUUCUCCUGGUUGGCAGACCAGUACGGCCGCAAACCAGCUCUCUUCGGAUGUCUCGCAACAGCAUCUCUCGGGAAUCUCAUCAUGUUCAUUGCUGGCUUGGGAUUCAGCAAAGGUGCUCUCGCCACGAUGUACAUAGGGAGAGUUGUCAUGGGACUGGGAGUUGGAGGGAUCGAUUCUGUCGUUCCGGUCUACAGUUCUGAACUGUCGAAUGAUGAUGCUAGAGGAAAAGCAUUGGCGCAAGAAUUUCAGGCGAAUAUCUUCGGUCUGAAUAUGGCUUUUGCCAUCAAUCUGGCGGUCACGGUCACACUUGGGAAGCAGAACCAGUGGGCUUGGAGGAUUCCGAUUAUUGCGAUGCAGGUGGGGCCACCAAUUCUCAUAUCGACGGAAUUUUGGCUGACGCGGUACUAGGUAUAUCCGGUGAUACUGAUGAUCUUCAUCGGUGCUCUUCCAGAGUCUCCUCGAUGGUUCUGCUUCCAUGAUAAGACGGAAGAGGCAACGGAGUCCUUGAAGGAGUUCAUGAGCGAAGACGAAGCGAAGACGAGGUGCGAUGAGCUUAUGGAAGCUCAUCAACAGGAAAGCGAUUCGCAUGUCUCUUACACGGAUAUGUUCACUCCAGGCCAUUCGCAGUUCCAUCCGACCAUUCUUACGAUUAUGGGACAGGUCAACCAGGCCUUGACGGGCUACGGAGGUAUGGGUGAAACCGGUUCAUGCCUCAUGGUACAUCUGCUAACAAGUGUCUCAGCUGUGUCUGUGUAUGGCCCGCAGAUCUUCGAACUCUUGGGAUAUGGAGUCCGUCUUGCCGAAUAUCUCACCAUGGCGAACUACGUCUCUUACUUCUUUCUCAUGACAUUCGCUUGGCUGCUCAUCGACGCCGUUGGCCGCCGCACCCUUCUGCUCAAUGGAUCUGGAACACUAACACUAUGCUUCUCCCUUCUAGCCCUUUUCGGCGGUCUCUCCUAUCACUCCGACGAAUUAAACAUCCACAACAAUGCCGUCGCCGUCCCAGGAAUUGUGGUCCUCUUCAUUGCUACAGGGACAUUCGGAAUCUCGUGGCUCGUGCCGGCCUGGCUGAUCCCUACGGAAAUAUACCCUACUACCUGUCGAGCUCAAGGAACAGCAGUAUCCGUCAUCAUCUGGGGCCUAGCCAACUUCACCGUCACGCUGAUCACUCCGCUGAUGUUCAACAAUCUCAAAUUCUACCUCUUCCUCGUUUUCGCGGCGACCAACCUCUUUGCUGGUGUGUGGACUUACCUUUAUUGUCCCGAGACAGGCGGGCGUACAUUCGAAGAAAACCAGGAAUUCUUCGAGCAGGCGAAGAAGCAUGGUACUUGGAGGGUGUCUCAAGUACAGGACGGGGAGUUCAGGUGGUUGCCGUACCCGAAGCCUGAGAAUCCGGAUGAUGAAAGCCAGCCGCUCUUGAGGAGGAUUAGGGAUCAGGUUAACAAUUAG
Molecule: messenger RNA, 1783 nt
Organism: Lecanosticta acicola
Lineage: Eukaryota; Fungi; Ascomycota; Dothideomycetes; Mycosphaerellales; Mycosphaerellaceae
Source: the annotation of a GenBank genome assembly